CACACCAUUCUUUAGCCUGCAACCGACGAACUUUCUAGAAACUAUCCUUCUCAAUUUCCUUAGCCUAGUGCUUCGCAUACCGCCUUCAUUUCUAAGCUCAACUUCAUCUUUCAAAAUGGUGGUUCAAUUCAAGGUCUUCAAGAAAGCCGCCCCCAAUGGCAAGCUGACCAUCUACUUGGGACGCCGUGAUUUCGUCGACCAUGUGUCGUCCGUCGAUCCCGUUGAUGGCGUCUUGGUCGUCGACAGCAGCUACCUGCAGGGAAGGAGAGUCUUUGGCCAGCUGGUGUGCAGCUUCCGUUAUGGCCGCGAGGAGGACGAGGUCAUGGGCCUCUGCUUCCAGAAGGACCUGUUUCUGGCCAGCCAGCAGAUCUACCCUCCCAAGAGUGAUGGUGAGGCUACCAAGCUGCAGGAGCGCCUCAUCAAAAAGCUGGGUGGUAACGCCUACCCCUUCACCUUCAAGAUGCCUGAGCAGGCGCCUCCUUCCAUCACCAUCCAACCCGGCAAGGAUGACGAGGGGCGCCCCUGUGGUGUUGAGUACUACGUCAAGGUUUACGUUGGAGAGAACGAAGAAGAUCGCAGUCAUAAGAGAUCCACCAUCCAACUGAACAUCCGCCGAAUCCAGUUCGCCCCCAGCAAGACCGGCCGCCAGCCCUGCACCGUCGUCCGGAAGGACUUCAUGCUGAGCCCCGGAGAGCUGGAGCUGGAGGUCACCCUGGACAAGCAGCUCUACUACCACGACGAGAAGAUCAACAUCAACAUGACCAUCAGGAACCACAGCAACAAGACCGUGAAGAAAAUCAAGGCCGCUGUCCAGCAAAUCGUGGAUAUUUGCCUGUUCAGUGGCGGACAGUACCGCAGCACCGUCUCCAGCGUCGAGACCCAGGAGGGAUGCCCCAUCUCGCCUGGCUCGGCCCUGCAAAAGGUGCUCCAGCUAACCCCAACGCUUACCUCCAACAUGGAUCGUAGGGGCGUCGCUCUUGACGGUCACUUGAAGAACAUCCACACUAAUUUGGCUUCUUCUACGCUUCUCGCCAACCCAGAGAAUCGUGACAUCUUCGGAAUGGUGGUCUCCUACACUGUCAAAGUGAAGCUCUACCUCGGUGCCAUGGGCGGUGAGGUUACAGCCGAGCUGCCCUUCGUCCUCAUGCAUCCUAAGCCUGACUUACGUCGUAUGAUGCGCGCCGACAGCCAAGCACAGGUUGAGGCCUUCCGCUCCGAGAGCAUGGGCGUCUCCGUCGACCAGGACUAGAUACAACAGGAGACAUAUCACCAUUCCAGACGAGCAACUCAAGAAGAAGAAGAUCUGUUCAUCAAGCGCCACCUCAGAAACUACCAGGAAACCAGAUUCGGCAACAAGAUUUUUUUUUAAAUCGAUUCGUUAGGUCUAAAAGACGAGUUCAAUAAUCAUGCUAUUUAUUAGCGUUUUCUAAAAAAAAAAUAAUCUAGAAUAAAAUACAAUCUAUUGUUCUUGAAGAAGUACCGCCUUGUGACGACAAUUAGCGUUAAAAGAUACAUUCACUUAUAGGCUUAUGAACUAAGUGCUCGUUAAAACAACUUAUAUAUCAAAAACGUCUUAGGCCUAUGAUUUGUACUUGCGAAUCUUGUCUUGUUCACAGUAUUUAUCCAUUUGAUUUGUGUGUUUUAGAGGAAAAGUGCCAAAGAUAAUUACAUAAUUUUUCACAUUUUACAUACAGAACUCCGCGGGACUUCAAAUUUUCAGGUUCAGUAUACCUUUAGAGAGAGCACCUAGUCUGAGCCAUCCCUUAGCUAAACCUAGACUCAUGCAUGCUAGUUGAAAACCCCACCAUCCCCCCACCCCUUGAUAUAUCUUCCAAGAAAGAGCGAUCCAGUGCUAAAGAAUAUACAUUUUUGUUUUGUUUUGUGAAAGCAAAAUGAAAGUGCAGCCUAUAUGGGACUAUUGUGGAAACGAAAACGAAAGAUGCUGGAAGAGGAAUCCAGCGUUUUUCCGGCUGAAUGGACCAUUGAAUUGAAAUCGUGCAAUUGUGCAGAAAGCGGCCUUUUUUAGGUGCGCCAAUGAUUACAGCAAAGUGCAGAAAAUCCAACUGGGUAAUCUAUAAGUGUUUUGAAAGAAAGACUAUGCGUCUGUUAAGCUUUGUAAUUGGUAAUUAUGGAUUUAUUGGAUCUUAAUUAUUUCAGUUUUGACUUGAAUCCUACCUAGUUUGAAAUCUUAACUAAGAAACGCCAUAUUGUCUUCAUUUGAUUUUUUGUUCUACGCUUGUUUUUGCCUCAUUAUGUUUAUAAUUACUACUAUACUUAUUGGUCAACUGUCUAUUCCAAUUAUGCAGAAUCAUUAGGCAAUAAAUGAGAAUAAAUCUAA
Messenger RNA from Macrobrachium nipponense, 2338 nucleotides. Its product is annotated as arrestin homolog. The record is from RefSeq and is a predicted model, not a curated record. Gene Ontology annotation, molecular function: G protein-coupled receptor binding. Gene Ontology annotation, biological process: signal transduction; G protein-coupled receptor internalization. Bases 116 to 1249 code for a protein of 377 amino acids. The transcript has 6 exons. Gene Ontology annotation, cellular component: cytoplasm. Lineage: Eukaryota; Metazoa; Arthropoda; Malacostraca; Decapoda; Palaemonidae.